AUGUCGCUGCAUGGGCCAUGUAGCGCCGACGAUGAUGCAUCUAGUAUUUACAGCCGACCACCCCAUACACCGAAGCUUGCGCAGCCAUCGGCUAGUCCAACCCCGCAUGAUCUGCCCGACAUUCAACCGCUCGAUCACCAAAUAUACCUGGCUCGCGGAUCCACCAUCGCGCUGGAAACCACCCGGGCACGGUUGCAGUGUGCCAAAGACAACCGGCGACUCUCGUUGCCGGAGACCAUUGUUGAAAAGAAGCGACAGUGGCAAUGUCAGGAUCACGAGAAUCGCUUCUUUGAAACCUGCCUGGAAAUCCUGGAGGACUUGUCCGCGGUCGCCGUCGAUGUAUCUCAAGAGCUGAUUUUGCAAUACGAGUUCGAGCCAGAGACCAGCCCGGAGGGCAACGCGCGCGUUCGACGAGCAAACCAGCGGCUUCGCAGCGCCCUGCAGCAAGCGCUCGAGCGGGAAGCACGCGCGGAGUUUGAAUGGAAAAGACAAUGGAAUGUCCCUCGGAUCGGAGGCGCUUCCGUGAGGUGGGUCUAG
Aspergillus melleus is the source of this 537-nucleotide messenger RNA. RefSeq lists its product as uncharacterized. Lineage: Eukaryota; Fungi; Ascomycota; Eurotiomycetes; Eurotiales; Aspergillaceae. The transcript has a single exon. The record is from RefSeq and is a predicted model, not a curated record. The coding region runs from base 1 to 537 and encodes 178 amino acids.